GAAUACGAAAAAAUCAAGUGACAAGUUAUUUUUAACCUUACCGAAAAUGUUUUAAAUUUGUAUCACCUGAUUAAUAGUUAAAAUUUAAAAUGAUUCUCUAAAUGAAUUUAAUGGAUUCAUGUUUUGAAGCAAUAAACAUGAUAAAUAAUCAUAAAGUUUGUUAAUAAUGUAUAAAUUAUUUAUGUAUUUCUGUUUAAGUUUCUUUUCGUUAUUAAAUGUUGUGUUUUUAUCCUAUGCAAAUGUUGAUAUUAAAUCAUUACCUUAUUGUUCAUCAAAUAUCAAGGAAAAUCUUGACAAGAUAGUCUAUGUAAGCACAUUAGAUGGAAAAAUAACAGCCUUAAAUGCAAAUGAAAAUGGAUCAAUACUAUGGGAAUUCAAAACCGGCGACAAGGACAUGCUUUCAUCGACAAUACACAAUCGUGAGUUAACAAACACAGGAUCUUGGGUUCGUAUGAUUCCAUCUUUAAGUGGCAGUUUAUACAAAUUCGAUGGCGAAAAUAUUGAUUUAGUUCCAGUAACCGCUGACGAAUUAUUAACAUCGUCUUUUAAAUAUUCAGAUGAUUUAGUAUUCGCAGGAGGAAAAGAGAUGCUAACGUAUGGUGUUGGCUUAAAAAGCGGCCAAUUAAUAUACAAAUGUGAUAUAACUGGAUGCCAUAAUGAGACCAAUUUAGAUAAAUCAAUUGACAAAGAUGAUAUUUUAAUUAUACAGAAAAAACAACAAACUGUACAUGCAAUAUCCCCCGAUAAUGGAUCGGAACGAUGGAAUUUUAGUGUGGCUCAACAUGAAAUCAAAGCUGUGAAAAGUACAGAAUGUCAUGCAAAUGAAAAAUUUAAUUUGGAUUUAAUAAUCAAAGUUGUUUUACCAGAAGGUUUAAUUUUUGCUGUUUCUGAAACGAAUAUGAAUCAAGUGUUAUGGAUCCAAAAGUUGGAUUCUCCAAUAACAAAUGCAUGGCAAUGGAUUAAUAAUGAACUGAAACCUGUUGAAAUAUUUACUGGAUCACAAUGGAGUUGGAAUAAAGAAGCCCAAACCUUUAGUUCACCAUCGAUUUAUAUUGGUAUGCAUAAAAAACAAUUGUACAUUCAAGAAUCGGCCAUAAUGCAAAGCAUAGCGUAUGAUUAUGUAAUAAAUUUCAAACAAAAUUACAUGCAAAAUAAACUUCCUCCAAAAAUACCAUGGAAGCCAUAUCCAGUCUCUAGUGCAUCGGUUACAGCUUUGAUGCCAAAAUAUGACGACGAUGAAUCAUCCGAAGAAAAGACUGACAUCGUCUCGGAAAUUGGUACAACGUCGUUAGCGGUACUGUAUGCUAGCAAAUAUAUAAACGGGCAUGGAUAUUAUUUAUACUCUGAUACCGAUUUAAAAGAAAAUGAGGAUAUGGCUUGUGAUAAAUCGAACAACAGUGAUUCACCCCCUUUGAAUUCUUCAGAAGAGUCAGAUUUCUUUUUCGAUGAUGAAACUCCUGUCCAAAUAAUUAUUGUGUCGCUGUGGUUUUGGUGGAAAGAAGUCGUCGUGAUUUCGGUAACCACAGCUUUUGUUGUCAAUUUCAUUCUGGCUAGACGAUUUUUAAAUACAUCUCAAAUUCAAGAAGGCGUUCAACAAGAAAUCAUCUUUAUCGAACGUCACGUUCAAAUUCCAUUCGAUGAGAAUGCCGAUAAAAAAGAAAUGAUUCGACAUUCAUCAGAAUCAUCUAAUAGUGGUGUGGAUAUUUCGAGUGGAAAUGAUUUACCAUUUAAUUCACGGUUUUUAACCGAUUUUGAUAUAAUACAUUGUUUGGGAAGAGGUGGAUUUGGUAUGGUAUUCGAAGCUCGAAAUAAAAUUGAUGAGUGGAAUUACGCUGUGAAACAGAUUAAUUUGCCAAAUCGCCAUGAUUCAAGACAACGUGUUAUGCGUGAAGUGAAAGCACUAGCAAAAUUGGAUCAUCGUAAUAUUGUGCGGUAUUACAACGCAUGGUUGGAAUUUCCACCAGCUGAUUGGCAAUCAAAUGUUAUGUCCUGUAUUCUCGAUAUCCCACAUUCAACCUUCGAGUCGCCAACAGAAGAUAGCAUAUCAAUAGCAGAAGCACCGGGUGAAAAUUAUAAUAAAAUCGAUAUUUGCAAUGAUAACGAUGAAGAUGAUUCGUUCAUUGUAUUCGGGGAUAACUCCAAUGAUUCCAAUUCAGAUAGUGUUAGUAAACAUCGUAAUACAAGUCAAUAUAAUAAUUUUAAUUCAAAAAAUAAUCAAAUAGUGCCAAAGAAUUCAACAAAUAUUAUUGAAAUUGUGAAUAAGAGUGAUAUUAGUCAAAGUGUUGCAUCGCGUGCUGCUUUGAACGCGGAACGUCGAAUGUACUUGUAUAUACAGAUGCAGCUGUGUCAGAAGGAGAGCUUAAAAGAUUGGAUGUUAAAGAAUGUUGUACGUGAUCCAAAUUCCAUUAAAGUGAUCUUCGAACAGAUUUUAUCCGCUGUGGAGUAUGUACAUUUACAAGGUCUUAUACAUCGUGAUUUAAAGCCGAGUAAUAUAUUUUUCUCCUUGGAUGGUGAAAUAAAAAUUGGUGAUUUUGGAUUGGUUACUGCAAUGGACGAUGAUGAAUAUGUGCCGCCCUGUGAUACAAAUACGCUUGCAAAGACAAAAUUUAAAAAACAUACUAGAGAAGUAGGUACCCAGUUAUACAUGAGUCCAGAACAAGUAAAGGGUUCAUUUUACAAUUACAAAGUAGAUAUUUAUUCAUUAGGCGUGAUAUUUUUUGAAUUAUUAACGCCAUUUUCUACGGAAAUGGAACGACAUAAAACUUUAUCUGAAUUACGAUUCAAUAAAUUUCCUGAUAGUUUUCAUAAAAAAUUUCAACAUGAGCACGAUUUAUUAAAAUUAAUGUUAGCAACAAAACCUGAAAAAAGACCCACCACAUAUGGAAUUCGAUGUAGACCACCCUUCAAUCACACCAUAGAGGAUACAAAGUGGCAUUUUGAAUUACCACCACGACAGGGGACAGUCAAAUGACAAUGACAAAUUAACAAAGAACAUUUUUGUAGUAGCUUUAAAAUUGAUCGAUUUAAUUGCACUUAAGUUUUCUAUUCUUGUGGAGUUUCGUUUUAGUUUAAUAAAAAAAGAAAUUGUUUGUGUGUGCAAUUUGCGAUUUU
This is a messenger RNA of Chrysoperla carnea, 3111 nucleotides long. RefSeq names its product eukaryotic translation initiation factor 2-alpha kinase (gene PEK). The transcript is spliced from 14 exons. The coding region runs from base 167 to 2971 and encodes 934 amino acids. The record is from RefSeq and is a predicted model, not a curated record. Gene Ontology annotation, biological process: protein phosphorylation. Lineage: Eukaryota; Metazoa; Arthropoda; Insecta; Neuroptera; Chrysopidae. Gene Ontology annotation, molecular function: ATP binding; protein binding; protein kinase activity.